AGUGGAGACCGUUAACCCUCUAUGAAACUGUAUUCUCCCUCACAAGGCACAAAAUGGGAAGAGAGUAGAGAGAGAAGCAAUCGUCCCGACAGAAGCUCAGAAUCAGGUGCCAAAAAAAAGGAAAAAAACCCUAACCCUAACUCUAACUCUAACUCAAACUCUUCGUUAAAAAACCGAUGCGUGUUGUGCUCUCUCAAGAAUCUCCAUUUCAUCAUCUAUAAAAGAGUAUGCUACUUUAUGAUCGAAUCAUGGUCCAAUCGGAUCGCUUCUAGGGUUACGAUUGAAGACUACUACUAUUAUGCAAAUCAUCAAGCACAACGAUGAUUUUGUUCCUAGAGUUUCGUUCGAGAGGCAUCGAUCGUCCUAUGUAUGUCCUCUCUCUCCGUUAUUGCUCAUCGAUGGUCUCUCUCGGAAGAGUCUCUCCUACAACAAGCUCCCUCAGAAACCCCUCAAGCUCACCGUUCUCAAAUUGGAUGACUCUUCCUUCGAUAUUGAAGUUGCGAAGACAGCUACAAUUGCAGAGCUGAAGCUGGCCGUGGAGGCUGUCUUCAAUCAUAUGCCGAAGAAGGGACCUGGCAAGAUUUCAUGGCCGCACGUGUGGGGGCAUUUCUGCUUAUGUUAUGAUGGUCAGAAGCUACUUACUGACAGGGACUGUAUUAUAAUUUAUGGGAUCAAGGAUGGUGAUCAGCUUCAAUUUAUCCGGCAUGUCUCCAUUAACUACAAUUUUAUAAAGAGCCGAUCAAGUGAUCAGGAGUCUGAUUCGGAACAACCCGGGAUGCCGGACAGCUGUGAAGAGAGAGAACAUAAUGGCGAGAAAAAAGAUGGCUGUGAUGAUCAAGAAAACCUAGAUCACUUGCAAUAUGACAAUCAGGUUGAGGAUGGUGUUAGACCCAAUGCAUUUAAUUGUUCUCUCUUAUUGGGAGGGUGGUUCUCAUAUCACAGUCUGGCAAGCUCGCGAAGGAGAUUUGGAGCCCGUUGUUUGCCAUCAAGAUUCACUGAUGGUUUCUUGGGGAGUUUUAAAAAGAUUUCCAGGCAUUGCUGUAAGAAAUUAUUAUAUCGAAGAGAGUCCCGGAAAGAGGUUUAGUGUUUUUACACCUGCAUCGCUGGAACUGCCUGAACUAGUUACUGGAAUAUGAACUUUGGUACGCACUCAAAUCUCAUUGGAGCUCCAAAUUUUUAUUGUUCUGAUCCUCCAACAAGCUAUGAAAGCUGUCCCCUUUGAGACCUUUUUGAUUACCUACCGAAAUAACUAAUAGGAAUAUUCCUAUUGGUUCCAUAGGUAUUCAAUCCAUCCUUCAUGGCAGCAAUGGUAUCAUUGUUGUUAAUGUUGAUAGUCCCAUUCUCUUAAUUACCAAAGAGAAGGGUGAGACUCAACUGCAAUUGUGACAAAAGUAGCCCAAUAUUUGUAUUUGUAAAUAUUUUUCAAGACAUUGAGAUAUCUGAAAAUUAUAAAGAACAUUGUUGGAAGCAAUGAGUUAUUGCUAAAAGCUUAAAUUUUAGUUUCCAUUUUGUUA
This is a messenger RNA of Cornus florida, 1514 nucleotides long. RefSeq lists its product as uncharacterized. The record is from RefSeq and is a predicted model, not a curated record. NCBI's taxonomy places the organism in Eukaryota, Viridiplantae, Streptophyta, Magnoliopsida, Cornales, Cornaceae. The coding region runs from base 299 to 1084 and encodes 261 amino acids. Gene Ontology annotation, cellular component: U12-type spliceosomal complex. The transcript is spliced from 5 exons. Gene Ontology annotation, biological process: mRNA splicing, via spliceosome.